AUGUCAUUCUUUCGACGACUCUCCAACCGCUUGCAUAACCACCCAUCUAGAAGAUUUGGUCGUUACAGAGGUGGUGGUGGUAGUGGCACAGCACACACUUCAUUGCGUACCGACAAUGUAGAUAUGGCAUCAGCAGGGGAGCGAGGAGAAUUAGUGCCUCCUUCCAGUGCAGGACUACGUCGUCGCCACAAUGCAGCAUUGUCAACGUCCUCAGCAUCAACAAGUUCGUCUGUUCGAAGAGCCACCUUGGCAGCUACAAGGGCAGCAGCUGCAGCAACAGGACCUCCUCCACCAUCUAUUCUACCCUUUGACUCUCAGUUUAUGAAUGCAGCCAUACAACCACAACCACCUUCAUCAUCCAAUGCAAGUAGUUCAGCAGCUUCUACUGCUUCGGCCGUUUCAAACCGAUCCGAUUUAUCACAUAUGCUCUCUGAAAUCAUUACCACAGCCAUCCUAUCCUCACUCAACUCGACAACCACCACUACGACUCGAGAUAACGAAUCCCAACAACAACAACAAAAUGAACAACGAUCAGAUAAUACGUCCUUUCGAUAUUAUAUUCAGGUACCUAUUCGUGGCGGAGGUGGUAACCAUGAACAUGGUGAUGAAGCUCGUGUGCUUCCUAUUGUCGUCAUUGGUUACCGUUCAUCACCAUCAUCGUCUGGAGAAUCACCUACUUCUAUGUCAGGGAUGCCAUUACCACCACAACCACCGCAACCACCAUUCUCUUUUCAUUCACGUCCUCGUCCACGAUCCACGGUAUCCACAUCAUCGUCAUUGGCUACUUUACAAUCCAUGCCUUUAUCCGUACACUCGAAUCGUACAGCAGCAGCGGCAGCAGCAGCAGCAGCAGCACAGCAACAGCAACAAGCUCCGCCACCUCCACCACCACCUCCUUCAUCCACCACCACUACUACGGCUGCACCACCACCACCAUCACAACAACAACAACAACAACAACAGCCAACAACAGCCUCAACAACAAACAAUGAUGGAGGACAAUGGAUGAUUUAUGUACUCAGUGGUCAGGGUGUGAGUCCUGUGCUUUCGGAUAAUCCUUCGUACGAAGAUCUAUUAUGGCUAUCCAAUAUUAUUGGUCCCGCACGACCUGUUACAACGACCCAGGCUGCCAUUGAUGCCGUUACUCCUGUGAUUCCAUGGUCAGAUGACACCAAACAUCGGGCAAAGGGCACUGAAAGAUGUUUAGUAUGCCUGGAUGAUUUCGUUCCAAAGCAAUCAGUCCGUGUUUUGAAAUGUGCUCAUGUAUUUCAUCAAGAAUGUGUGGAUCGGUGGCUCUGUGAAACACACAAUUCAUGUCCUGUGUGCCGUGGUAUUCCUGUGGACGGAUGA
This is a messenger RNA of Lichtheimia ornata, 1350 nucleotides long. RefSeq lists its product as uncharacterized. The transcript has a single exon. Lineage: Eukaryota; Fungi; Mucoromycota; Mucoromycetes; Mucorales; Lichtheimiaceae. The record is from RefSeq and is a predicted model, not a curated record. Bases 1 to 1350 code for a protein of 449 amino acids.